AUAAUACUAUUUCAAGCUUUAUUAGUACUCAAAAGCUUUUUAAGUUUAUUUAUAUCUGCCCUAAUAGCAUCCAAUACAAAUAGUACAUAGAAAUAAUUAAAUAUAUAUUAUACACAUCUAUACACACACAAAAGCACACGCAGAUUCCUGAGUUUGACCAAUAUAUAUAUUAUACACACACACACACACACACCAAACAACCUCAGCUUCUCCAAAUUAAAAUCCAAGAAUGGAGGACAACAUUAAUUCAGAAGGAGCCAGCUCAUCGUCGUCAACAACGACGGACAACAUGCUUCUUCCGAUAGCAAACGUCGGCAGAAUAAUGAAGCAGAUUCUUCCAUCCAAUGCAAAGAUCUCGAAAGAAGCCAAAGAGACUAUGCAGGAAUGUGUGUCCGAGUUCAUCGGAUUCGUGACGAGCGAAGCCUCCGAGAAGUGCCGAAACGAGAGGCGAAAAACGGUCAACGGCGAAGAUAUUUGCUCGGCUCUCCAAACUCUAGGGUUUGACGAUUAUGGUGGAGCUUUGAAGAGGUACUUGAGUAGGUAUAGAGAGAUUGAAGGUGAUAGGGUUGUUAUUAAUCAAAAUAAGCCUAGUGGUAAUAAUAAUAAUAAUAAUAAUAUUUUGCAAGAAGAUUUCUUGCUAUAUACAAGCACUAAUAAAACACCUAAUAAUGAUAAUUUGUUUGAUUGAGAAAAAAGUUGUU
Erythranthe guttata (spotted monkey flower) is the source of this 701-nucleotide messenger RNA. Lineage: Eukaryota; Viridiplantae; Streptophyta; Magnoliopsida; Lamiales; Phrymaceae. The record is from RefSeq and is a predicted model, not a curated record.